Molecule: messenger RNA, 1010 nt
Organism: Papaver somniferum (opium poppy)
Lineage: Eukaryota; Viridiplantae; Streptophyta; Magnoliopsida; Ranunculales; Papaveraceae
Product: VAMP-like protein YKT61
Exons: 6
Coding region: 138-776 (212 amino acids)
Biological process (GO): endoplasmic reticulum to Golgi vesicle-mediated transport
Cellular component (GO): Golgi apparatus; membrane
Molecular function (GO): SNAP receptor activity
Source: RefSeq, a predicted model, not a curated record
UCACUUUCUCUUUUUCUUGUUGGAAUUCCUUUUCCUUCCGAUCUAAACAAACAAAAACCAGAAUAGUAUAAAAACAAACAAAUCAGAAAAAUUCAAUUUCAAAAGAAACGCAGUAGUAUUUUGAGAUUUGGGGGAAGAUGAAGAUCACAGCUCUGUUGGUAUUGAAUUGUAACGGAGUGAAUCCAUCUUCAUCGUCUUCAUCAUCAUCAUCAUCAACAGAACCAAAUCCAAUAAUAUUAGCAAACGCGUGUGAUGUAAGUCAAUUUGGGUAUUUUCAAAGAACUGGUGUUCGUGAAUUCAUUGUUUUUGUUGGUCGUACUGUUGCUAAACGUACUCCUCCUGGACAACGUCAAUCUGUUCAACACGAAGAAUACAAGGUGCAUUCUUACAAUAGGAAUGGAUUAUGUGUGUUGGGAUUUAUGGAUGAUCAUUACCCUGUCCGUAGUGCCUUCUCCCUUCUUAACAAGGUACUAGAUGAAUAUGAGAAGAAUUUCGGCGACUCUUGGAAAACUGCAAAGGAAGAUGCAACUCAACCAUGGCCUUAUCUAACUGAAGCUCUGACUAAAUUUCAGGAUCCCGCUGAGGCUGAUAAAUUGUUAAAGAUUCAGAGGGAGUUGGAUGAGACCAAAAUUAUCCUUCACAAAACAAUUGACAGUGUGCUAGCAAGAGGGGAGAGGUUGGACAGUUUAGUGGAGAAAAGUUCUGAUCUGAGUGCAGCAUCACAGAUGUUCUAUAAGCAGGCAAAGAAAACCAACCAGUGUUGUACCAUAUUAUAGACUUGACUGUGGGGGAAGGUAAUGAUAGGUGACUCGUGGGCGUGAGUGACGGAUGUGUAGUCCCCUGAAGGGAAAGGAUGGGUUUGCGUUUGUUAUUAAUUUAGUUUAAUGUUUUUUAUUUUCUGGAUCCUAUUUUUGUUAACAAUAUUAAAGCUUUAUAGACUCUUUUGGCUGGUUGGUAAAAAAAAAAAAGGUUAAUAGUAAUUCCAAAUUGCAGUUUGCUUUUUAAUUUAA